Molecule: messenger RNA, 1494 nt
Organism: Andrographis paniculata
Lineage: Eukaryota; Viridiplantae; Streptophyta; Magnoliopsida; Lamiales; Acanthaceae
Product: peptide chain release factor APG3, chloroplastic
Exons: 15
Coding region: 105-1334 (409 amino acids)
Biological process (GO): thylakoid membrane organization; translational termination; chloroplast organization
Cellular component (GO): chloroplast
Molecular function (GO): translation release factor activity, codon specific
Source: RefSeq, a predicted model, not a curated record
UUCAAUCGCUUGUUGUUCAUCCGUCACUAAACAGCUCCAGCGUCGAGGAUUUCGCAAUUCGCGCCUUUAUCCAAAUUUCUUCCGCCGACGUCCUGCCGGAGGCUAUGGACGCUUUAACGGCGAGCUUCACCGCUCGGUUUUCGUUCCCCAUGAGAGCUCAAUUUUCGCACCGCUCUUUCGUCUGUCUACCGCACGAGCGCCGCUGCCGCCCCCAAAGAUUCGUAUGCAUGGCGGAACCGUAUUUGCUUACUAAAUUAGAGUCCGCCGAGAAAACGUGGAAAGAAUUAUCGGUCAAAAUGGCUGAUCCGGACGUAGUCUCAAAUCCGAGCGAAUAUCAGAAAUUAGCACAGUCCGUGGCAGAGCUCGAUGAGGUUGUGUCAACAUAUAGGAGCUUUAAGGAUUGUGAAAAGCAACUAGAAGAAGCCAAAGGUUUGGCGAAAGAGGAUGGCGAUGAUGAUGACAUGGCAGAGAUGAUCGAUGCAGAAAUUCAAAGCUUAACCAAACAAAUUAAUGAGAUUGAAGAGAGGCUAAAGGUCUUGCUAGUACCGACGGAUCCUCUUGAUGCAAGGAAUAUAAUGCUUGAAGUGAGGGCUGGGACCGGUGGUGAUGAGGCUGGGCUUUGGGCUGGUGAUCUUGUACGCAUGUAUCAGAGGUAUAGUGAACGGAAUUCAUGGAAGUAUGCCCUUAUCUCAAGCUCUGAGGCUGAAAGAGGAGGAUAUAAGACUUGCGUCAUGGAGAUAAGAGGAAGUCGUGUUUAUAGCAAACUGAAGUUUGAGUCGGGUGUUCACCGGGUUCAACGUGUUCCCCAAACUGAAGCCCAAGGUCGUGUUCAUACAUCUACAGCAACUGUUGCUAUCAUGCCAGAGGCUGAUGAAGUAGACGUUGAAAUUGACCCAAAGGAUAUCGAGCUUACAACAGCAAGAUCUGGUGGUGCUGGAGGGCAAAAUGUCAACAAGGUGGAGACAGCUAUUGAUCUUUUCCACAAACCAACGGGAAUAAGAAUCUUUUGCACCGAAGAAAGAACUCAGCUUAAAAACAAGAACCGUGCACUUCAGCUAUUGCGCGCAAAACUGUAUGAGAUGAAAGUAAGAGAACAACAAGAAAAGCUUAGUAAUCAGCGGAAAAUGCAGGUGGGCACCGGCGCUCGAUCAGAGAAAAUCAGGACAUACAACUACAAGGACAACAGAGUGACUGAUCACAGAUUAAAGAUGAAUUUUGAGCUCACAUCAUUUCUCGAUGGGGACAUCGAGGAGGCUGUUCAGUCUUGUGCUGCUAUGGAGCAGAAGGAAUUAUUGGAGGAGCUUGCUGAAUCUGUGGCCACCAUCUCUACUUAAAGAAGUCUCACUCCAUUACCUCUGUAAGGGCUACAUACUUGUUCUUUAGCACAUCUAUCUAUUAUCUGCAGUUAUUAUUUAUAUAUAAUGUAUAUAUUCGAUUACUAUUAUUAUUAUUAUUAUUAUUAUUAUUAUUAUUAUUAUUAUUAUUAUUACUUUA